UUUCUUCACAUCUCUAGAAGUCUCCAUAUCUCUUAUGUGAGAAGAUAAACAGAUCCCCUUUCUCUGCUCUAUCGUUAUAGUCCCUCAAGCUGGCUGUACCAAAUCGAAUGGCAUGCUCCUACAUCACCAAAGCUACGAAGGAGAUGCUCUUGGAGGUCAAGUCUGGCCAAAACGGAGAUAGGCAGAUCGGUCGCCGGGUAGGCCAUUAUGAGAGGUGCUUCUUGCUGCUAGGUUCUCCGAGAAUGCUCUGCUCUCUUGUUCGUGGAUCUGGGAUAGAGAGCCGUGUCGUUGGGUUGAACGACCAUCUUCUCCGUAGAAUUCCACGUCUGAGCCGGAGCAGUAAGGACAGAGUAUGUAGGCAAAGGCGGUUUUUGGGCUUCCUCAUUGCUGGUGCCAUCGCCUUUCACCCAUUAAUUUGCAACAACUUUGCAUCAUUUCUACUUCGUCGAGAGUGGCUUAUUCUUGACAUGUUUUGGAGUCUUGUUUUCCUCGGAAGUGGUCAUAUCAUAUCUAGAAGUCUGAUACAGUACCCGAUUUGCCUUAUUUUUGUGCCUCAUUGUAGUAAUUUCUUGUAAUGUUCUUCUUUUGUAAAACAUUUUUUCUUCUAGUGUUCCUUUCAUAGUUCUAUCUAUAUUGAUCAUUUUUAUUAAGUUUCUUCUGCACACAUAUGCAGUUAGUCAAGUAUAGUAAUAUUGGUUAACAAACAGUCACUAUUCAUUAGUUGAUAACUAAUAACUGAUAAAAGAUACUGUUCCAUACCUGCCAAGAAGUUCCCGGGCUUCAAUUAUAUCUAGACCUAUAUAAUUCUUGUGGAAUUGGUAAUCAAUGGUAAAUGUCUUAGGUAUUUUCCCUGCAAAUAACAAAAUAUCUUGUAACAUUACUGGAUUGAACUUCUGCACCAUCAAAGUCACAAUAGGGACAGUUUAGCUGCGGAUUAAAUCCUCAUUCAAAAAAUAAGGAAACUUUGUCCAUAACGUAACUCCUAUUUUUAUCGCCCCUAAAGAGUUCUUUUUUUAUUAUUGACUCCACAUGCUUCAUUUGGAUGAUUAAUCCAAUCACAAUAAAUUUGGAGAUUAAUUGCUUCGUAGUUAGAAAGAUUAAAUAGAUAAGAGUAUUAUUUCAAACUACAGAGUAUAGAGUAUAGACAUACAUGAGCAUUGUUUAUUUUAUCUACCUGUUAUUGUACUUAAUCCAUACCAAUGAUUAUAAUUAUAAUUUAACCUCUACAGAUAGUAGCAUGAACUCGGUUGGGCCUGUCAAAACAAUAAAAUAUAAUUAGGGAUUGUUGUCCAAAAACAUAGAGAAAUCUGUAACUGUAAUGCAUUUUUCUGUCCAUCAAAAUUAUAUUGAGGCUAAUAAGCUCAUCAACAAUUGUCGUUAAGUCAUUAAGCUCCUUGUAUGCCAUAUUUUUUUGGGGUUUAAUAGGAGUUGAAAACAACUGAUAAAGUACCUAUGAAGAUUUUAUGCUGAUGAGUGAAUUUAGUAAUAGUAGUAUUUACUAACCUUGAUGAUUCAUGUUAGAGACAACUCAGAAGGUUGGGCCUGACUUUGUCGGCACUCGAGCUGAACCUGACACUGAAGCUUGGCUAAUUUUCUUGUUUUUCCGUCAUUGAAUCACUGGAUGCACCAGAUAAUCGGCAGACUUCGAUUUUGCUGGUGGCACAUUGGUUCAUAGCAGAUUCGGCUGACUUCAGUUCUCCAAAAAAUAUUGAUCCUACAUCUUGGGCUGCCCUGCUUGUGCUAGAUGUGGCCGGUCGAGUGUCUUUAUAUUUGUCAUUGGCUUGGCGGAGUCCAUCUGGAGUUCUUUUUUCAGACGCGUCUGGGCUCUUGCUAAUUAAUCUGCAUGGAGUUUUGCUUGCCUUAUUUGCACGCACCACUGUGUGGUUGUGUCGGACACAUUGAUGGAGACGUGCUAGAUUUUUCUUUUUGAGGUUUGGAGACGUGCUAGAUGACAGGCGUGUCAGGCAACUAUUUGUACCCCAUAAUAGUUAUAUGUAACUUUUGUAUAUUUUUAAAUCUCUGCCGUUGUUAUUAAAUAUUGACGGUGCACAUAAUUUGAUCUA
Triticum dicoccoides is the source of this 2063-nucleotide messenger RNA. RefSeq lists its product as uncharacterized. The transcript is spliced from 4 exons. The coding region runs from base 108 to 575 and encodes 155 amino acids. Lineage: Eukaryota; Viridiplantae; Streptophyta; Magnoliopsida; Poales; Poaceae. The record is from RefSeq and is a predicted model, not a curated record.